UACUGUUUGCUGAUGGAACAGAAGGUCCUCAGUAAGUCCUCCAUGGUGUCUAGACUGCCAAAAUUUGGUGCCCGUCCUGUCAGUGGUACCCCCUCAUCCCUUCCCAAUGGUACAGCCCAGACUGCUCUCACGCAAGAUGGCAAGAAUCCCCCAGCUAGGCCAAAUGGAGUGGUCAGAGCCUCCUCCUUCUCCAUGAAAUGGAGAAAGGAUAGUGGUGGGCCGGUGGACCCUUCAAACACAGUUGAGGGCACGAUACCAGAAGAGAGGGAAGAAGUUUGUUCCCAAAAUUCUACAGGAAGUAGGGAGUUAAAAAGCCCUUCUACUCCCACAACCAAAGUGCACAGGUCUGCCUCCUCAUUGCUCACUGGAAGCCCUAAAUCUGCACCCAAAACCCCUAAAUCCAUCCAGAGUCCUAAACCAAAGCCCAAAAUUACUCAAAUCACGACAGUCUCCAAAAGUCAGGACAUAUCCCAAAAAAGCUCAGGCUCCAAGCCAACUCAAAAUGGGACUUCAUCUCUGGGCUAUUCACCGAGCCAAGCAAGCUCUUCGGGGCUUCAGCGAUCAAGGGCGAACUCCAACUCUACUCGAAGCACCUCUAAAGACAGUUUGUCCCAGUCCAAUGACAGCCUCUCGCGACAGUCACUCGUGCCUGACUACUUGGUGCGUUCUCAGAGCUUCACUCACUUCAAGCAACUGCCCUCGCAAACAUCCGCACCCAUGACACGCUCCUUCUCUUUCAACAAGGCAGUGGAGCUGGCCAAACCGCUAGCUAAUACACAGCUCCGUCCUCCGAGAACACUUGGACUCAAAUCUCCUUUGAGUCUGAGUAAAGGCCGGCUAGUGCUUGGUUUGGGAUUUGAAAAGGGGAUAACAGAUAGACUACCUUCUGAGAAUCCUUCUUCAGGGAGUUUAACACCACCUAAUUCCAUAAAAAGGCCUCUUCUGCCUAACUCUGUGCUGACAAAACCCUCAUCACAGGCCUACAGGCUAAAUCGACCAAUUCCUGCCAAACCGCAGUUCCCUCUAGUGGUUGGGAGGAGCCCAGUGGCUCGUGACAUUAUAACGCCGCCCCUCUCUCCUGAAUUGCUUCAUUGUGCCACAAAGAACGCAUCAGGUUCCACAGUUUCCACAGUUUCCCCAGAGGAGCCCGUGACCGAGCCAGGGCUGGAUGGGAACCUCAGCUACACUGGAGAGGGAAUGGAGGACAUGUCUCUCUCCUCUGCAUCUUCUCUGGAGAGGAAUGACACAAGUGAAGAGUUCCUAGAUGACUUUGAUAAUCUAGGGGACCAGUCUGAAAAUGGCAUCCAUUUGAACAAAAAUCCUGUGGCCACUCCCACCCAAAUGCACAUGCAGGGAUUCUUUAAUGAGACCGUGGACUGGACUGGGAUUGGUCUGGCAGGUGACAAGACAGAUUCAAGUGAUCCGCCGCUCAUGUCCCCUGAUGUGGAUCGUCACACGACUUCUUCUUUGGAGCUCUCCCCCUCUAACAGCUCUGGAGGAACAUACAUGUGGGAUGAGGAGGGCUUGGAGCCGCUGGGACACAACACACACAUACACCGUAGCAGCAGUUAUGAGUCAGAUCUCAACAGCAUUGACAUUCUGAACAACUUGGAUAACACUGGCUCAUGUGACCUGGAAGAUGAUGACCUCAUGCUUGAUGUGGAUCUCUCAGAGGACGGGGCCUUACUCAAUGAUGGGAUGGCCCACUUCGAGCGCUCUGACAGGGGAGGCCGGCCGACUCAAUGGAGGAGGAGACAGCAGAGAUGGAGUGGAAUGGAUCAUGCUCACAAUGACAACAGGCUGGCUGGGUUUCAUCGGCCCUUCCAUCCUGCAGUUCAGCAAGACAGUCACACAGUGGCGCUAGAUGAACUCACUCUCAAGCACAUGACGGAGGACUGCUCAUCUGUCAAAUCACAGCUGCUCAGACUUAAGAGUCUGUUGCAGAUUGAUGAUGGUGAGAUUAUUCCAGAGAGUUUGGAUUCCAGAGAAGAUGACAACAGAGCCCAGAAGAUGGAAGAUCUGAUGAAGGAGGUGGCGCAUCUCAGGGAAGAGCUGAAAAAUAAAGAUAAAAUCAUUACACGACUCACUCAUCAACAGCAUCAACAAUCUCCGGUGAGAUGUAAGUGUCAUCAGCAGAAGUCAGGGGUCAAAGGUGAAAGAAAAAGAACUCAUCAUGAUAAAUCCACUCAGACGACGUGGCGACCGCCGCAUCAUCACCCUGCUCCUCAAAUACUUCAGCCCAUCAGUCACAUCCCCAAAGAAACCCUCAUCCAGGGAAAACUAGCAAGAAUAGUCCCCACCGGGGGCCACAAUGAAGCAUGCACCGAAGAAGAAUGGCUUCUUGUGUCCUGUCCUCCAGCCAACUGCACCUUUCCAAUUCUUCCUCCUGCUAAAGACCCUCACAUGGAGUCAAAAUCUCUGCCUGACCCAGAAGAGCUGAGCCGGUUGCUUAGCACCCACCUUCGCAUACAAGACGACAGUGAGAAUGACUCACCAGGGGCUGGAGAACAGAUUGCGAAAUUGACCCCUGAAAGCCGUCAAAACAAUCUCCUGCAGCACAGCCCGCGUGUCCUGCAACCUCCACGUCUACACAAAUGGGUAACUCUCCCUGCUCUGUCUAUAGGGGGCGGUAGUGGGUCAAACCCAAAACCAGGAUCCUCAGUGAUCCACCAGGCCCUGCAGCUUCUUCCUCCUCCUCUGUCCAGAGGUUUGCCAUGCUUCAGUGCAGGGAACCACAACAUUACUCGCGGCCGGCUCUCUCAGCCUUGGCCAGCAGUGGUCAGGAGUGAGGCUGACCCACAACACAAUGCUCCGGUACUGCUUGGCGUCUCCACAAGACUUAAAAAGCCAAAGAUCCAGUGAGGGUCAGCUGCAGCCAUAGACACUGAUAAGGCUACCUCCCUGAAUGCAUGAACACACAUGCAGCUUGCACUAGACUAGGUGGUGUUAGUGGCUAGAUAAUGUUUUAAGCUAAACAAAGCAGCUAAGCUAUCGCAUCUAACUAUGCAACAAAAAGUAUUGUCACAAUCAGCGAAUCUAUCGCGCAAAAUUGCUCUAUCACUUCAAACUAAAAGUCACUGAUCAUAAUUCCUUAACCACUAAGAAACCUUUACCACUCACAAUUACAUCAACCAUACAAGACAAUUAUAAUCUAGCUGGAUCCUAAUGGAUUGAUAAACUGAAGAAAAGACUGACAGACAGAAAUUCAGUCUGAAAGAGAAGGCGAAAGCAGAAAACGAGUACUAGAGAAGUCUUUGUACUAAUACUCAACAAACGUCAAAGACGACGUGAGUGCUGUGUCAUUGACUGCCUGUGGAGAUUAUUCAAGACACUCUCUGUGUCUGGCUAUUUCCCCAUGCGGUGUGCCCUCAGGACACCAACUCAUUUAGUGGGUGAAUAUGACAUUUACAACACCAACCUCCUGAGGUUUAACUGCGAAAACGCAUAUUAUUUUUUUUGCAGCCUCACAGAUCUUGUCUAAAAGAGAGAGUCAUUAUGUCAUGUGACCCAAGUCUUCUCUCCAGUUUCCAAAGGAAAACUUCUCGGUCUGCUGUGAUCUGAUCUGUUUGUGUAUUACUUUAUGCCUCAUUUCUCAUCUUUGUCUGAAUUCACCACAUAAACACGAAGAAAACAGUGCAAGCUACAAAAUCUUUUUUUUUUUCUUUCGUUUGCAUUCCUACAUAACGUCUUGUUUCCAAGUGCAGCAGUCUCUUUGACCUAUAGACAGUGUUUUGGCAGGUGGGUAUGCACGCCACUGACAUUGUUCCCUUUAUUUUCACCUUGGCUGCAGUCAUGAUCAGAUGAUUUUCAGUUUAAUUAGGCUUAUGCCUCAUGUGUUAACAAGGUUCUUUUUUUAUGGAUUAUGGCAUGCUCAAAGCAUAAACUUGCUGUUUCAACCCUCCCCUCCCCCACAUUAGUUGAAUACAAUAUUGCUAUAAUGCUUUUUCAUUAUUUAUACAUUAAGAUGUUUACAGUUAAAAUGCCUUUAUUAAUCUGUUUGGUCUGUUCCAGUGCUGCAGGAAUAACAUUUUUGCCUUGUCUUUGGAAUAGAAAUACUCUUGCGGUGAAACUUUAAAUAUACAUAAAGUACCUACCUGAGCAAUUUCUUAAUUUUUGAAAAAGAUUUUUGUCUUGAUGUUGCACUAACUUAUUUUUGGCUCCGCAAGUAAUGAUACUUAAAACAUUAUCAUUCAUGGAAAAAUUGGACAAUUUGUCUUUUGCCAUUAGGUUUGAAUGAUUUGUAGAGGUUGCUUUUGUUACCAGUAGCUGUUUUCUAAGGAGAAUGGUUUUCAGUUUGUUCUCCUUAUGGAAAUGUUUCUCUUUCUUAAGGUCAGAUUACAUAAAUAUGUCUCAGAAGGUUGAUAAGAUUGUCUGUACUUUGAGUUUUUGUGCUUUUGGCAUGCCUUGAUACAUAAUGCACACUCUAAUACAUAAAUAUACAACAAAAUCCACUUCAUGGAAGCACAUGGACUUCAUCUGUACUAUGAUUUUAAAUAUGCAAGAACCCACCUCUGUGUGUUUGUGCAAUAUAUGUAUCAGAGGGUGUAUACGUAUCAAUAUAUAUACCCUUAACCUUCAAAGUGGAAGUUUAUUCUAAAGAAAAAAUGUUUCCUUUUUUCCACCAUACAAGGGGCAUUGGGUAUUACAACAUGCUCUUACGUGGGCCAUAUACUUCUAGACACACCCUGAGCAGAGACGGGCAGCCAUGUCUAAAACCAACUAAAGUAAAUCAAUAGAAGAAGGAUAUUUGUGUGUGUGUUUCUCUCUCUCACCCAACUCUGUGGUUAUACUAAGCAUAAAAUCGAUGGAGGGCUUGUUUUAUAAUGCUCUGGACGCACUUUGUUUGUAUUUCUCUCUCUCUUUCUGUCUCUCUUUUUAUCGGUGUACGUGUGCAGGAGGAGAGGCCACACAUAAUACACUGUCUACUUGCUAAUGCAAAGUCGCAGAAGUACAUUGAUUCCGUCUGCUGUGGUCAGAGGUGAAUCGCUCAUGUCAGUGUCUGUUUACAGAUAGGAGCAUCUUAUCUUUCAUUUGCCUGUUAACAAAUGAGGUGAUACACACACAAAAAAUAGUGUAUAAUUAAAGGGAUAGUUCACUCAAAAGCUGCUUAUGUCAUUCCAAAGUAUGAUGACUUUCUUCUGUGGGAGACACAAGUAGAUCUUUAGCAAAAAGUCCAUAUAGUGAAAGUCAAGCACAAAAACGAUCCUGUCUGCUUGCAUUUUGGACCACAUUGAAAAAAAAAAAGGUUAAAUAUUCCUUUGUGUUCCACAGAGAAAAAAACAGGUUUGGAAUGACAUUUUCAUUUUUGGAUAAACUGCGUCUUUAGAUGUGUCUAGAACUUCAACGUUUCAAGAAUAACUGCAAAGAUGGCAGUACCUUUAACUAAUAACCAUUAAGGAGCCGCAGUGUAGAAAAACAAAACCAAAAAAGAAAAAACCUUAAUCAAGAACAGUUAAUUGCAUCAAUAAAAUACUAGGUAUAUUUCCUAAUUGCAUUAUUAAGUGCACCUAUACAAAGACCUGAUACUGUUGUGUAAAAUACAUUUAUGACUUGCUGCCCAUGUGUUUAUGACACCACCUUGGUUCUUAUAACCUGAACAAUUCUUUGAAAGCAUGAAAGUGUCUGAAACAAACACUUACUAUAAACUUAACAAUUUCCCUUCCAUAUAGUUCAUAUCUUGUCAUGUUUUUUUCCAACUGCUUUGACAUGAAAGUAUGCAGCAAUUUCAGAAUGCUACCAUUGCUUCAUUGUAGCUUCAUGAAUACAACAGCUACAACCUGUUUGUAUGGACAGAAGAGGUGUUUACUAAAAGAUGAAUGAAUUCAAGCACUUUAAAUUUCAACCCCAACACUGGAGAGACUGUGGUCUUUUUGACCGGUUUAAUUUGCUGUCAUCUUAUAGUGUGCAACUACUUUUAUUUGGCUGUUUGUGUUUUAAUGUUCUGUCCCUGUGUGCCCUGGUCCAGUGGAAGUUGUGAGACUUUAAUAAAGUGAAGGAAUAUAAUUCA
Molecule: messenger RNA, 6007 nt
Organism: Carassius auratus (goldfish)
Lineage: Eukaryota; Metazoa; Chordata; Actinopteri; Cypriniformes; Cyprinidae
Product: serine-rich coiled-coil domain-containing protein 2
Exons: 10
Coding region: 13-2862 (949 amino acids)
Biological process (GO): microtubule bundle formation
Cellular component (GO): microtubule cytoskeleton
Molecular function (GO): microtubule binding
Source: RefSeq, a predicted model, not a curated record